Rhineura floridana is the source of this 2003-nucleotide messenger RNA. Its product is annotated as arylamine N-acetyltransferase, pineal gland isozyme NAT-3-like. The coding region runs from base 112 to 987 and encodes 291 amino acids. Lineage: Eukaryota; Metazoa; Chordata; Lepidosauria; Squamata; Rhineuridae. Gene Ontology annotation, molecular function: acetyltransferase activity. The record is from RefSeq and is a predicted model, not a curated record. The transcript has 2 exons.
CCCCACAUUUUGUUUUUGUUUUAGUAAACCAUUAAAGGAAGCCAGAGUACAGUAAUUUGAUCCUCCCGUACACUCCGUGUUCAACUUCAGUGGACAGAGAAACACAUCGCCAUGAAUAUUAAGGAGUAUUUUGCAAGAAUUUCCUACAAAGGUCCCCAGGAAUGCUUGGACUUAGAGACCUUAACAGCAAUCCUUCAGCAUCAUAUCCGAUCGGUGCCAUUUGAAGGUCUCAGCAUACACUGCGGCGAAAGCAUUAAGUUGGAUUUAGAACCGAUCUAUGACAAAAUUGUGAAGCAGAACCGUGGCGGAUGGUGCAUGGAGAACAACCAUCUUUUGUUCUGGGUCUUUCAGACGAUGGGCUAUGAUAUCAGCCUUUUAGGAGCGUACGUUUUCAACCCUCUGCAAGACACAUACGGAAAAGACAUGAAUCACCUCCUGUUGAAAGUGGUGAUGGAUGACAAGGUCUACAUUGUUGAUGGCGGCUUUGGGAUAGCCUAUCAAAUCUGGCAGCCAAUGGAACUGGUGUCUGGGAAAGACCAGCCUCAGGCACCAGGCAUCUUUCGCUUCACUGAAGACAAUGGAGUGUGGUACUUUGACAAACUGAAGCGCAAGCAACACAUAAUAGAUGCCGACAACCCCUGUUCUGAUUCUCCGAAAGACAUGACCUGCAAGAAAGUUUUUUCAUUUACCUUACAACCACAGACAAUAGAUGAGUUUCGGCUGAUAAACAAGUAUCUCCAAACAGCUUCCGAUUCCCUGUUUGUAAAUAAGUCCAUCUGCAGCCUCCAGACCACCAGUGGCUUUCAGGUUUUGAUUGGGUGGACUUUCACUGAAGUCACAUACAAUUACAAGGACAACAUAGAUCUGGUAAAAAUCACCACCCUUACUGACGAAGAAGUGGAUAAAAUGCUGCAAGAGCGAUUCAACAUAAGAUUAGAUAAGAAACUUGUCCCCAUUAACACCAGAUUAACACCUGUAUUGUUUUGACUAGCUACCAAAUUUCAAUAAACAAACUGCAUUCAAAGCAGAUUUGGAGGACGAUGCAUGGACGAAACAUUCAAGGAAUUUUAGGAGAAGCAGAAGAGAGAUGUGAAGGCCGGGGAGGGGGGGGCGGAUGUAAAAUUCAAAGGCUUUGUUUUUCCCCCAAAACCUUUUUUUCCCCCUGAAAUGAUUGGGGGGUUGCUGUUAUGUGCCUUCAAGUCCAUUACGACUUAUGGCGACCCUAUGAAUCAGCAACCUCCAAUAGCAUCUGUCAUGAACCCCUUUGUUUAGAUCUUGUAAGUUCAGCUCUGUGGUUUCCUUUAUGGAAUCAAUCCAUCUCUUGUUAGGCCUUCCACUUUUUCUACUCCCUUCUGUUUUGCCCAGCAUUAUAGUCUUUUCUAGUGAAUCAUGUCUUCUCAUGAUGUGUCCAAAGUAUGAUAACCUCAGUCUCAUCAUUUUAGCUUUUAGUGACAGUUCUAGUUUAAUUUGUUCUAACACCCAGUUAUUGGUCUUUUUUGCAGUCCAUGGUAUGUGCAAAGCUCUCCUCCAACACCAUAUUUCAAGUGAUUUUUCUCUUAUCCGUUUUUUUCACUGUCCAACUUUCACAUCCAUACGCAGAGAUCAGGAAUACGAUGGUCUGAAUGAUCUUGACUUCAGUGUUCAGUGAUACAUCUUUACGUUUGAGGACCUUUUCUAGUUCUCUCAUAGCUGCACUCCCCAGUCCUAGCCUUCUUCUGAUUUCUUGACCAUUGUCUCAAAAAACCAAAAAUUCUCAAUUUUUCCCAGGGGUUUUCCUAGGCCUUCACAUCUCCAAUGCAGAAACAUUUUGAUUUCUUGGGAUCAGGGUAGGGAACUCAAUUCAUCAGUGGCAACUGAGUUUUACUUAAGUGUGAGGUAAAUUUGGAGAACAGGUCAAAUGAAACCUGUCACAAAUUUUGAGAGAAAUAAUAAUAAUAAUAAUAAUAAUAAUAGUGGUAGUGGUAGUGGUAGUGGUAGUUGUCGUCAUAUAUUCAGCAGGCAUC